This is a messenger RNA of Suillus fuscotomentosus, 495 nucleotides long. RefSeq names its product mitochondrial ATP synthase g subunit-domain-containing protein. The record is from RefSeq and is a predicted model, not a curated record. The coding region runs from base 1 to 495 and encodes 164 amino acids. The transcript has 3 exons. Gene Ontology annotation, molecular function: proton transmembrane transporter activity. Lineage: Eukaryota; Fungi; Basidiomycota; Agaricomycetes; Boletales; Suillaceae. Gene Ontology annotation, biological process: proton motive force-driven ATP synthesis.
AUGCGGUCUACACUCUCGACAUCUGCCUUCAGACAGGCUGCUCGUCCCCGCCGUCUACCAUCUCAGUAUUCACGCUUCGCCAGCUCAAACGCGGAGACAGCGCAGAAGAAAACCCAGGACGCGCUCGGGUCCGCCCAAAAGACAGCGGAAAAGCUUUGGGAGAGCUCAAAAAAGUUCCUUGGUCCCCUCGGUGAGCGUGCUGGAAGCAUGCUUGGAUCAUACCGUCAACCUGUGAUGUACAACUUGUCCGUUGCACGCGAAUUGUUGAAGCAGGUUUAUGUGGCGGAGCGUUUGCAACCUCCCACCGACCUUGCAGUAGUAAGAAGCGCAUACUCAACAUUAUGGAAUCGUGCUAGCAGCCAAGCAUAUUGGCGAGGGAUACUCAGUUCCGGGGAGUGGGUCAAGGUUGCCAUAUACGCUGUGGAAGCAUACGGUAUCUUCAAGAUUGGAGAAAUUGUCGGGCGGAGAAGCAUCGUCGGAUACAACCUUCAUUAG